Molecule: messenger RNA, 1736 nt
Organism: Suillus plorans
Lineage: Eukaryota; Fungi; Basidiomycota; Agaricomycetes; Boletales; Suillaceae
Product: kinase-like domain-containing protein
Exons: 11
Coding region: 337-1569 (410 amino acids)
Biological process (GO): protein phosphorylation
Molecular function (GO): ATP binding; protein kinase activity
Source: RefSeq, a predicted model, not a curated record
CGGCUUAGUAAAUACUGUCACAGUAAGAGGCUAUAGUUUCUCUGCGUACAUCCUAACAGUAAGUACUUCACUUAAUUGAUAGAUAUCGUUCGCGACCACUGCUCUUGCCGCCAAAAAUAUCUGUGCUGCGCUAGUGGGCUACUAGCGGAUGUUGAGCGGAUGCCAAUAAUAUCAUUGGGCAAUGGGCACAGGGCAAUGGGCAUGCACGAUGACAUAGGAUGACCCCACGCUAUAUAGCUUGGAGCUUAAAUUCUAAGUUUCCAGCAUAUGAGACUAGCGCCCUCUGAGAUCUCAUGAUUUAGACUCGAACUCACCACUCGACGGACAACGCUCCAAAUGUCGAACCCACCUCAGCCAUCGCAUGACAUACGCUCCAAAUCUAAAGCUGUGCAGAAUGGAAGUGGUCAACGUAUUUUGACAGUCAAUCUUAUCACACGCUCAGGCUCCCAAAGAGGACUUUCCCGGGGCAGAACAGUGACUACUACGGCAGCGCGUUCCGACACUGUCUAUGACGACCCCUGCACCUCGAGUCAACAGGACGCAGGGCAGUCCAGCGAGUCCACGGGGAACCACAAAGUCCCUGAGUGCAGCACCCGGUCUGGGAACGACAACUCACAGGCAUCCACCUCGGAACUUCCACCUCCUCCCGAAAUACAACUGUCACUAGCAGAAGAUCUGACAGGUCAGAUCUUCGGUGGAAUAAAUGAUUACGCUGCCAGUGGUGCAUUCGCAAACGUUUACAGAUGUGAAUGGAGAAAACCGUCGGGCCCUGUCAAGAAGGUCGCAGUAAAAACCUUCAGGCAUCACACGAAUCCCAUCUCAGAGCAGGACUUAAGAAGGUUUCGACGAGAAACUGCAAUAUGGGCACACCUCGUUCAUGACAAUAUCGUUACACUUUAUGGAACGACAGAGCAGUUCGGGCCAGCCACAGCACUUGUCUCCCAGUGGUUUCCCGACGGCACGCUGUCCCAUCUAAUCAGAGAACAGGGUGCUACAUUAACCAUCAAAUCCAAAUUGAAGCUGCUUCACGGCAUAGCAUCUGGACUCUACUAUCUUCAUUCUUUUCCUGUUGUUCACGGUGACAUUACGAGCUCUAACGUUUUGGUAGAUCUCAAGGAAGGAGAAUACAAGGCUUGCCUAACGGACUUCGGUUUGUCAAAUGUCCUCUGCGGACAUUUAAAAAUGUCCCAAAUUGAAGGAUCAACUGUUCGGUCUGGUGCAGUCAGGUGGACUGCGCCUGAGUUGCUCAGGCCACAUGAGCUCCCUUCCAAUAUUAAACCGACCACGCAGAACGACAUGUAUUCUUUUGGUCGUGUCAUGUUCCAUUUGUUGACUCUGAUUAUUCCUUGGCAUGACAUUGACGAGUACAGAGUCAUUCAAAAAAUACAAAAUGGAGAGGAUGUCCCACGUCCUGAAGUAUCCGAGGCGAUGUCUGACGUCACAGACCCCCGCUGGGGUCAUAUCGAGCAGUGUUGGUCAAUUGAUCCACCUGCUCGUCCAUGUGCCCUAACGGCUAUGAACUUCAUAACGGGGGAGCUGGAGGCUUUGAAACAGGAUGUAAGCUCAUGACUUAUCUCGUCAUGUAGGAGUAGAGUUUCUGACUCUGAUAGGACGUCCUUGAUGACGGGGUACAAGAAAGCCGUCAAAAUCCAGACUUGGUUGCGGAGCAGUCAACUGCACGGUCGUUUCAGUCUUCCUUGCAAACGCUUGUUCCAUCACGCAAUACCGUUCCCUCU